This is a messenger RNA of Ceratina calcarata, 1374 nucleotides long. Its product is annotated as homeobox protein aristaless-like 4. Gene Ontology annotation, biological process: regulation of transcription by RNA polymerase II. NCBI's taxonomy places the organism in Eukaryota, Metazoa, Arthropoda, Insecta, Hymenoptera, Apidae. The record is from RefSeq and is a predicted model, not a curated record. The transcript is spliced from 4 exons. Bases 326 to 1132 code for a protein of 268 amino acids. Gene Ontology annotation, molecular function: RNA polymerase II transcription regulatory region sequence-specific DNA binding; DNA-binding transcription factor activity, RNA polymerase II-specific.
CAUCGUCUUUCUUUCGAAGGAGAAACGCUGCGCGGUACGAUUUUAGUGAAUUUUCCACAAGAGGGGUGUGUACUUACCCUCCACGGGGGUGGUACCGCCCCCGAAACGUGCGGACCAAUCGCGUCGCAAGAAACCAACCCCCUCGUUCGGUACGUAACUCGGGGCUUGAUCGAGGGUGAACUCCCGAAAGGAGAACUUCAGUUUCCCCGGUGUCGUCUAUCGAGAACGAUAAACCGACUCGCAGUGAGAAUUGAAAAAAGGGGUAGCGCAAAACUGAUAUCAUUUGUUGGUUUUGCUAAAUUUAAGAAGGGAAUCCUCGGAAGGGAUGGCCGGGCCGUACUUGUCGCCUUUGGGCCCGCAGGCUGACUUGCUCACCGAAUACAUGUUCGGAAGACGUCGUCAGGUCAGUAGACGCAAUCGGACAACUUUCACACCGCAACAGCUUCAAGAGUUGGAGUCGCUAUUCCAGAAGACGCACUAUCCGGAUGUUUUCCUCAGAGAAGAAGUCGCUCUCAGAAUUUCGCUUUCCGAAGCUCGUGUUCAGGUUUGGUUUCAGAAUCGACGAGCGAAGUGGCGUAAACAAGCCCGGUUACAGUUGUUACAGGACGCAUGGAGAAUGAGGUGUUUAGGUUUAGGGAGUGCGGCGCCUCUUCUUUUGAGGCCGCCACCCACAGCGUCAUUGGAAAGACCCGAUACGGCGACAUCGCCACCACCGCCACCGCCACCGCCACCGCCUCCGCCACCCUCGUCAUCCGCUACCACCAACGGGCCACCAUUGACGACGAGCAACGCCGACAAAAUACCUGACACUCCGACCCUAUCCGUUUGCAGAGAUUACAGAAUUCUUCCACCCCCGCACGGAUAUUCUUUGACAUGUGAUAAAUCUCCGGAGAGAAUGAAAUGCGGUUGCGGUUCUCCACCGAGAAUAUGCGGUAGUCCAGUAGAAAGGGAUAUAAAUUUAACCGUGAGAGAUAGGCCCCAGGAGGCGGAAAUGGAUCUGACGGUGAAGGGUCCACCGCGGCACGCGCCAAUCGCUUCCUUGUUCCAUCAACUGCCCCAACAAGAGCUCGGUCCUUCGCAAAACGUCGACGAACCUUUGGACGUUACACUCAACGCAAAUAAAAAUAAUUAAUCACUCCCGUUAUUUCAUCUCGAUCUUUUCUUUCGGUUUAUUUGCUUCCUCCCUCGCAGUUUUUUGCUCGGUGCAAUGGACAAAUCACAGAUUUUCGAACGACUUCAUUCCGAAGAUACAGUGGCUACAAGAAGUACAUCGUUUCUCGUUUCUGGUAUUCUUGUUUUUCAAUAACAUGUUUUUUACUAUUCCAAUUCCAAUAUUCUGGCACAUUGUGAUUACCCAUGUAUAAAGUAAAAAAA